Messenger RNA from Anarrhichthys ocellatus (wolf-eel), 1092 nucleotides. It is a transcript of the gene hmgxb4b, whose product is annotated as HMG box domain containing 4b. The transcript is spliced from 8 exons. The coding region runs from base 175 to 918 and encodes 247 amino acids. NCBI's taxonomy places the organism in Eukaryota, Metazoa, Chordata, Actinopteri, Perciformes, Anarhichadidae. The record is from RefSeq and is a predicted model, not a curated record.
AACACUAAACGUGUCAGCUCUCUUCUGAUUAUGGUUCACACUGUGACCCACAUAAAGUCGACACAGAGUUGACCCGUGGCUUUCGACAUAAAAGAAGACCCGAAUUCAAGUGUGCAGAGAAGCAGGCCCACUGAGUGGAGACAGCCAGAGAGAGAGAGAGGAAAGACUUGAAAGAUGGAAGUGGAGGAGCCAGAUCUGGAUUUUGAGGAAUCAGAAGGCCUGCUCAACAGGGAAAGGAAACCCUCUGGUGAUGGUGAAGCUGAGUCCUCUGGCCUCGUCCCUGCUUAUCCAGUCUGUGUGCCACAAGGCCGAUGGGAAGAAAGAGGAGGAGAAGAGGAUAUCCAAGAGAAGUUGUUGCGUUUAUGUUGCACAGCAGAGGACAGCUUUGAGCAGACAAGUCCAAGCUCCAUGUUGGAGUACUGGUUGUACUCGGAUAACCAGCGCAACAUGGCCGACUGUCCCAUCAUCACCCCUCCUGCCACUCCAGUAACGCAUAGGCCUUGUCCCUUCAUGCCCGUUCCUAGUGCAGUGACGGCCGCUGCUUCUGCAGAGAGCUCUGUGGUUAAAUCCGUGGUGUCCGGCCCCGUGACUGACACCUGCGGUCCCAUUAGUUCUGUGUGCAGUCCCACCAGUUCAGCCUGGGACACUCUCAGAUCCACAUCUGACCGGGAUCCUGUCAGUGCUGCAGCUCACCUCCACCUGUUGGGAGAAUCCUUGUCCCUGAUUGGACACCAUCUUCAGGAGACAAAUAAAGCGGUGAGCAUGUCGAGCAGCGUGGCUCUGCUCUUGGACUCUCUGCUGUGUGCUCUGGCUCCUCUCCUCUGCCUCACCGCACAGAUACCAGAGCUGAAGAGCUGCACUCAGCACACACUGCCCUCCACUCUGGAAAACAUUUCCUAUCUGAUGCCCGGGCUGUGAGUGAUGACGACCCCGCUGACAGCACACAGCACAUUCUGAUACUGAAAGUACAUCUUGAAUCUGUUUUGAUGUACAACAAUAUUUGUUUGCACUAUAGAAAUUAUUUGAGUGAUAUCACAAUCAUGCAAGUUUACUUUAAUAUGUCGGGAUAGUUUCUUGUUUUUGUUGUUUGAU